AUGAUCCGGACAAGCUGCAUAGUCCUUGCCGCAGUUUCAGCCGCCGCAGCUUCCCGCCACGAGUCGCUGCUUCGGCGGGAGGGCAGGGGGCAAUUGGCAUUGGAGGCCGACCUGGACGCUGCUGAGCUGCCACUCAAGAACAGCCCAGUAUUUGUGCUGGCAUUCUGCCCGCUGAUAUUGGCGUCAACUGCUGCGGCGGGCUUCCUGCAGUUCAGAAAGACGCUAGUGACAACCGCCGCGGAGAUCUCGGAAACGGCGCAGAGCAACGAUACCAAGCGUGCUCAGUACCGGAGGAGCUCUUUGAAGGUGGAGGAGGGCCACAUCAAGCAGUCAGGCUUCCGGCGCUCGCGUUUGGGCACUCUGCUGAACCUUGCCUUCCUGAAAGCCUUGGUUGCUCAGCACGUUCUUCUAGCAUCGCUGAUUGCUGUGAACUCCUUAGACGAGUGGUGCGGAACAAAUUGGCGAGCCGUCUUGCUGAGGCCUCCCGGCGCGGCGCCGAUGCACUUCACCUGGGAUGCCACAGCUGUGGCGUUCCUGAUUGUGUACUUCCCGGCCUUGGCGCUAACUUUAUCCUAUUCCCUCACGUUCCAGUGGUGGCAGAGAAAGUUCCUCCUUCCCUGCCCACUCAAGGAAGCCGAGCUGGUGAGGCUCUCCGUCCUGUUGGACGGGGAUAUAGUGGAGGACCUUGCCCGGGUCAACAGAUCUGGCGUGCCACGGAUCUACUCCCGAGGAUGCCGCUAUGUAUGGAAGGAAGAGCUCGGAAAGUUCGUCAGCAUGCAGGCCGAGAAGCAGAAAUCCGCGGAGUCUUUGCGGCAGCGCUUGGAAGAGGGCGGGCUCUCACAGCAGAAAGCUUUGGAGCGCCUGCACUUUGUGGGCCCCAACCGAAUUGACGUGCCAUGCCCUGGCAUGCUGGAAGCCUUGCUCUCCGAGCUGGCGAGCUAUGAUUACCUCUACCAGCUGUUCUUCCUGUACCUGUGGUGCUUAGUCUCCAUGUUCAAGACCUCCCUGGUGUGGGCCCUGCUCUUCGCCGUGAGCGCCUUCGUCAAGGCGCAGACCAUGCGCCGCAACCAGCUGGCCAUGAAGCAAGCCGCUGCAACAGACGCUAUCCCUUUCAAGGUGUUGCGCGACGCCAAGCAGAUCACUAUCCAAAGCCAGGACCUUGUUCCUGGUGACGUUGUGUACUUGGAUCAGUCUGGUGUGAGUGUACCAGCGGACGCCUUUGUGGUGGAAGGCAGCCUGCUGGUGAAUGACGGCGAAGUGACCGGCGAAAGCAUUCCUAUCCAGAAGCUGGCUGUAUCUGGCGGGGUAGUCCAUGCCGGGGACGAUAAGAAGCACUACCUUUUCGCGGGCACCACUAUCCUCCAAAGUGGGGAAUCGACCAAAGCUGUGGUUGUGGACACUGGUGGCAACACCAUGCGUGGCCAGCUGAUGUUGCAGGCGCUGUACCCAAAGCCGCUGUACAGCCAGUUCGAGAAGGACUAUCACAAGUUGAUGGCGUUGACCGUAGGCGGAGGCAUGUGUGCUGGCAUCGCCAUUUGGUGGCUUCAGCAUUGGCGGGUGGUAGGCGCCCUCAGCGGCAUCUUCGUCAUCUUCAACUGCUUCUCCCCGCUGCUGCCAGUGUCGCUGGUCCUGGGGCAGACCAGCUCUGCAGAACGCUUGCGCGACAAGCACGGUGUGCUGUGCGUGAACUCGAGCCGAACAGCCGUCGCUGGGCGAGUGGACAUUGGCCUCUUCGACAAGACGGGCACAUUGACGCAGGAUGGCCUGGACUUCGUCGGAUGCUAUCCCGCCUCCAGGGCAUUUGCUGGAGAGCCACCCCUGGAUCCCAAGAAUUGCGAGUCCUUGCGCCUGGUGCUGGCCCUGGCGCACUCGCUGUCGGCCAUGGGCGAUCGCUUGGUGGGCCCGCAGGUGGAGAUCCAGAUGCUGCAGAACUCGAGUGCCACGUGGUCCGACCUCGAUCGCAUGUCCUGGGACGAUGGCUUGGCCGCAGAGGUGCAGGAGCGGUUCCCCUUCAACCACCACACGAUGACUCAGAGCGUCGUCAUCAAGACCUCACGGUCUGUAAAGAUGGGAGAUGCAGAAGGGCAACGCUUUGGGCUGGUGAAAGGUGCGCCAGAGAGCGUGGCGCGCCUGUGUGGCACACAUCCUCAGGUGUUGCUGGAGGCUGCGGACGCCUGGUCGCGGCGAGGCCUCUACGUGCUCUUGGCGGCCUGCAAGCCGCUAGCGGAUGAGGUGACCAAAUACUCCCGGCAAGAGUUGGAGUCCUCAGGCGAGUGGCAAGCGCUGGGCCUGGUGGCCUUCCGCAACAACGUCCGCGAGGAGAGCGGCGCGGUGCUCUCGGAGCUCCGGGCCGCCGACAUCGGUGCAGUGAUGGUCUCAGGGGACUCACACCAGACAGCUGCUGCCAUCGCAGGGGAGCUGGGCAUCCUUUCCAAGCAGGUCCUGCUCACAAAGGUCACAGGCGACGGCGUUCAGUGGGUGGAUUUGGCAACAGAGGCGCAGGGGGAUCCAAGCGAUGAUGUGGAGCUGGUGGUUGCGGGUGAAGCCUGGGAGCUGUUGAAGGACCAAGAGAUGCCUUGGCUUCCAAAGGCCAAGGUCUUUGGGCGAGUUUCUCCAGCGCAGAAGGUGGAAAUUGUCCAGGCCUUCAUCCGCCUGGGCCACACGGCCAUGUUCGUGGGGGACGGGGGCAACGACAGCGGAGCUCUGCGUGCGGCGCAUGUCAGCUUGGCACUCACGGAGGCCACGCAUGAAAGUUCAGUUAUCGCGCAUUUCAAUACCACCACCAAGACACCAACAGCUGUCCUGCACGUCCUGCGAGAAGGCCGCGCUGCCUUGUCGAACAGCCUUAGCUGUUUCUUCUUCCUCUUCCACUACGGGCUUUUCAUGACCUGCACCAAAGUCUUGCUGGGGAUGCUCACUGAGAGGCUUCCGGUUCCGCUGGCCUGGGCAGCCUGGCAUAUCGUGCUGGUAGAGGGUCUCAUCAACACGAGCCAGAUCUAUGCGUUGGUGCAGUCAUCCGGGCGGAAGGAAUUGGUGAAAGAGAAGCCACCUUGGUCCCUGUUUUGUGCGUUUGGCAUGUGGUCCAUUUUUGGUCCCUUGGCCGUGAACCUCGUCUUUUUAUACGGCCUGACCUACCAGCUGGUGCAGCAGCCCUGGUAUAUCAAGUGGGACGGAGUCAAGGUGGGUGUGCAGCCGCACGAGAUGCAGGCCCAGGCAGAUAACUACGAAAUGGAGACCAUCUAUUUCGCUUUCUGCUUUGGCGUCAUUGCGUGUGGCUUCUGCAACGGCUUCGGCGGGAAAUUCAAGCAGCCAGUGUAUGAGAACUGGACGGCAAUGCUGGCCUUGGCAUUCUUCACUGCGGUUCUACUGGCCAUACUAUGGACCAGCCGCAACGCGUUUUGCUGUUUGUUCCGCUUCAAUUGCGACCAAGCCACGGUACUGCAGCUCCAUGGGCUGUGGCCCUGGCUUCAAGUGGGCGCAGGAGACGGCACCAGCUUCCGCGGCAUGGGCCCAGACUCAGGCAAUGUUCUUCCUCCGGCCUGGCGCAUGACCCUGACCGCAGCCGCAGCAGCAGCCUUGGCGCUGCAUUGCGCUGUGCGAAAGUGCAUCGACCACUUUGUGAAUUGA
This is a messenger RNA of Effrenium voratum, 3627 nucleotides long. NCBI's taxonomy places the organism in Eukaryota, Dinophyceae, Suessiales, Symbiodiniaceae. The record is from the annotation of a GenBank genome assembly.